This is a messenger RNA of Fimicolochytrium jonesii, 2206 nucleotides long. RefSeq lists its product as uncharacterized. Lineage: Eukaryota; Fungi; Chytridiomycota; Chytridiomycetes; Spizellomycetales; Powellomycetaceae. The record is from RefSeq and is a predicted model, not a curated record. Bases 317 to 1780 code for a protein of 487 amino acids. The transcript is spliced from 2 exons.
UAGAUCUGCGGUUUUCUUGCCCGCCCUUCAGACACUGCACUGCGCUGGACGCUACUGCACAUACGGACGUCGGAUGUCACAUUUUCACUUGGUGAAGGACUCACUCAAAGGCACAGCCGUUAGAUUUUUCACACCUACCUGCGCAGACGAGGCUUCUCGUAGCGACGUCUUUGUUUUUUCUCCUGCUUUGGGAAGUGGAUCUCGUUCCCGCGCGCGCUAGAGCGCUUUCCAUCGCAUAGCCCACAUUUCCUCAUCUCAAGCUCCUUCGGGCGAAGCAAGCCAGCAACACACAUCCAUUGUACAUACAAUCUAAGCCAUGGCCCUCCUCCACCCACCCACCCUCCGCGACUCCCACCACCGCACCACCCUCCUCGACGACACCCACCCACUCCUUUACCACCACCUCCCCGUCACACACUCCAACAUCUGGCACGACCCGCACACCCGCUGGUACGACUCCGACCAUGCCGUCGACCCGCGGUGGUCGAGCGAUACCGCCCUGCACAUCAAGUCGGAGAUGAUCAUGAAAGACCGCACGAUCCCGCCGAGGAGCAAGUCGCUGCCGCUUACGCAGAUACUCAAUAUACCUGCUGACGCGUAUGUGCCGAUGAAGGGGAUCGACCCGGACGCGAGGACGAUUGAUGAUGAGGAGGGGCGGGGGCGGUAUGCUAGCGACAACGACAGCGAUGACGAUGAUGACGAGAUCUUCUUACUUGCUGAUGAAGGCCCGGUGGCGUGCGUGUCGUCUGUUGAUGGGGAGAGUGGCGGCGCGGAGGUGGAUGAAAUGGCGGAUUUGAUGGAUUUGUAUGGGGGGUUGCAUGUGUUUGGGGAUACGACUGUCUCCACACCGGCAUUGACAUUGAACGACGCGUCAAACAUUCGCAAGAGGGAUACCGACGCGAACCCGAGCAACGUCGACGCGUGUGAAUAUGAGGGCCCGCUCUAUUUUCGGACGGAUAGUAAGGGAGAGUGGGUGCGGAGGUGGGGCGUGUUGGGUAGCAAGAGUGUGGUCGUAUGCGAGUCGCGUGAGAACCGCCAAAUACUCGCCCAAGUCCACCUCUCACCCCACCUCGUCAUCCUCCAAGAACAAAGACCGGGCACCGAGGAGCAUCGCCAAACUCAACCCUCAAAAGGAUCGAAACCCACCCACAUCAAACCCAAAAGCUGCCGCAGCCUUCCUUCCCCAACAGCCUGGUUCGCUCAACACACCUCCCCACACACAUCCUCCUCCUUACCUGCAUCCCACACCACAUCAACACACCACCCACCAGGAACAUUCGCCUUCAAACUCACAUCCCCGCCCUCCACCUCACUAGACAGCCAACAACAAAACCCAACCCAACUUCAUCUCGCAUCCCCAACCCUUCUCGAAAUGCUCCUAUGGAUGGCACGCAUCAUCUCCGCGACCGAGCGCGGGGGGGAGAGGAAAGUUGUGAGGACUCUGGUGCCUAUUCGGCGGCCUCAUCAGAAUCAUACCAGCAACCAUAGUACUCAUACCAAAGCGUUGCCGCUACUCAAGAGGGGUUUAGAGAAAGGUGCACGCACGGUUGACGUGUUUCCCCUCACCGCCGACUCGGACGUCGACACGGACACCAUAAUAUCAUCCCGAAAAUGCACAUGGCCCUCCUCCUCCGCCACCAACCUGCUCGGCGGCGCCGACAUCCCCACCACUCCUACGGGAACAAAAAGGAGAGAGGGCAGACGGUUCACGUUCCCGACGCCGGGACGAGGCUUUGGGAAGCGGUGGAUGAGGGUGAGCCAGGGUGGGGUUGUGCGGUGAUGUACUGGGGUACUGGGUUAGAUGGGGUUGGAAUGUUGCAUUGUUUUCGUUUUUCAACACGUCAUUUGUAUAUCUUUGUUUUUUUUUUAGGCUGCUGUGAGGGAUUUGAUUAGCGAGAACAUUCGUACAUCAUGUCGCUGGUGCAGUUCGUGAAAUGUGUACAAACAAAGCAUUCUAAGAUGUCGUCCCGGACUGGACGUGGGGACGCACAGAAUUCUGUUCCGUGGUGACGGGAUCCUCCAAACGAAGGAGUCCGCGUAGAUUCCGCAGAUGUCGAGGAUCGCCACCGCGGCCGUCGCGGGGAAUGUGCAUGCUCUGUGUUGAUGCAGAGAGUCGCGGGAAGGAAAGCAUAACAAAUGACGUAGAAGUGCCCGUCGUACAUCCCCUCAUAAGAAGCCUGACAGGUAUUCAUUAGCCCUUCAUGGG